CAAAAAGGUCCGUGUCAGGAAAGCUGUGCCAGACUUCAUAUUUGGAGGUAGAAGGAGGAACAUUUAAAAAUUAAUAAUCCUGCUUUUACCGGGGUUUGAUUUUCCCACCUGGAAAGUAGGCAAGCUGCAGGCAGCGGUGGCAGUCCCAUACCGCCAGAGCCGCAGGAAUCCACCCGUGUUCCCUGGAAUUUGGGCAUUUUUUGUUGCACCCUUUUGGGCUCGGUUCCAGCCCGUCACUCAGCGCGGGGCCCGCCCCUUCCAGAGGAUAUUUAGAGAGAAGCUGAUGUACAACUUGUUCCAAAGAGACGGGAGGCUCCGGAGGAGCGGCGGAGAGUAGCUGGAUCCCCGCUCCUGCCAGUCCUCGGGAUGCCUGGCGAGUCAGGGACACUGACCCGGACCCUGUUCCUGCUCCUCCUCGGCCCUGCCUGGGUAGAACCACAGGCCUGCACAUUCCCAUGCCAGUGUCCCUCCCAGCCUCCGCAGUGCCCUGCGGGUACCAGCCACGUGUGGGAUGCCUGUGGCUGCUGCAAGGUGUGUGCCCGGCAGCUGGGCGACCUCUGCUCCUUGCACAGGCCCUGUGACCAUCACAAGGGAUUCUACUGUGACUUCUCCAAAAUCCACAGAGGCAGUGGGAUAUGCUUAGCUCGUGAGGGUGCAACUUGUGACCUGCUGGGCAAGAUCUACCUCAACGGGGAGAGCUUCCAGCCCACGUGCAAGCUGCAGUGCAUCUGCAUGGACGGGGCCAUCGGCUGCAUCCCGCUCUGCUCCGACGACUUGCGCCUGCCGUCGGCAGAGUGCCCCAACCCCCGGAGGGUGAAGUUCCACAAUAAGUGCUGUGAGGAGUGGGUGUGUGAGGAGGGCAGCGAGGAGAACCACUUUAGAACAGCCAUGGCAGUUUUCAGGGAGGAUCCAGCUCACAAGCCAGAGCUGAACAACCUGCAGGAGAACUGCCUGGUGCAGACCACGGAGUGGAGCACAUGCUCCCGGAGCUGCGGGAUGGGCAUCUCUGCCCGCGUCACCAACGACAACCCCCAGUGUCGCCUGCAGAAGGAGACCCGGCUCUGCAUGGUCCGGCCCUGCAACUUCUCCAUGGAGAAAAUCAAGAAAGGGAAGAAGUGUGUGCGGACCCCAAAGCAGCGCCAGAGCUUCCACUUUGAGUUUUCGGGAUGCACCAGCACCCGCUCCUACCGGCCCCGGUUCUGCGGCAGCUGCUCGGACGGGCGCUGCUGCACCCCGUUCCUGACCAGCACCAAGGACGUGGAGUUCCGCUGCCCUGAGGGAGACUUCUUCCAGAGGAAGAUGAUGUUCAUCAAGAUGUGUUCCUGCCACUACGACUGCCCUCGAGACAAUGACAUCUUCCUGGCCACACACCAUCGUCGGAUGAUCGGAGACCACGUCAAGACUGAGCAGCAAUAGCCCUGUCUUGCCAGAUCUGCGGUGUGCAGGAGGGCUCUGCAGUGCUUUUGUGGCUGUGUCCCGGGUGCAGCCUC
Messenger RNA from Parus major (Great Tit), 1490 nucleotides. RefSeq names its product CCN family member 2-like. The record is from RefSeq and is a predicted model, not a curated record. Bases 367 to 1416 code for a protein of 349 amino acids. Gene Ontology annotation, biological process: signal transduction; cell adhesion. Gene Ontology annotation, molecular function: heparin binding; integrin binding. Gene Ontology annotation, cellular component: extracellular matrix; extracellular region. NCBI's taxonomy places the organism in Eukaryota, Metazoa, Chordata, Aves, Passeriformes, Paridae. The transcript has 5 exons.